Molecule: messenger RNA, 3679 nt
Organism: Syzygium oleosum
Lineage: Eukaryota; Viridiplantae; Streptophyta; Magnoliopsida; Myrtales; Myrtaceae
Product: G-type lectin S-receptor-like serine/threonine-protein kinase SD2-5
Exons: 2
Coding region: 462-2963 (833 amino acids)
Biological process (GO): protein phosphorylation; recognition of pollen
Molecular function (GO): ATP binding; protein serine/threonine kinase activity
Source: RefSeq, a predicted model, not a curated record
AAAGCUCUCAGAUCUAAUAUCGGGAGAGCAAAACUCUCAUAUCUAAAACUAGAUCGGGAGAGUAAGGAAAGAAACAAGAAGAAAUUAAACGAAAAAAUAACGAGGCAGGGGAGGGAGAGAUCUAGGUCAAAUCCCUCUCCUGCAGAAGUUGAAGAGACGAAGAACGGAUGAAACGCAAGAGAGGGAGAGAGACGGAGGGAGACGAAUUUCUACUCUCAGAUCUGGCCUACUUGGUGUGUCCAAUGAUGAUGCCCCACACUCUAUGGUCGAGAAAUUUCAACACUCCUGUAUUUGUGGCGACAACCCAAAGACAGAAAUUCAGCACCGUGUGAGAUUAGCGAAGAGAAGACGUCGAAAAAAAAGUUGCAGUCAAUGACAUCAUCCUGUUGUUCCUGAAUUCAUGACUAUCCCUCGGUCGCAGAUAAUAUCUUGCAAGAGACAUUCCUCGCACAAAGCUCUAAAUGGUCUCUGGUGGGAUAAUUUCUUCUUGUUCCUGUGCUCCUUCUCCCACUCUCCUCGUCCUCCUCGUCCUCCUCCUCCUCCUUCCGGUCCUCCUUCCAUCACUAACUAUGGCCGAAUCCUGGAAUGGACCUUCAUCGGUUAGCCUUCCUGCUGAGUGGACCGCUGGUAGACCUUACGACUACAAUCUAACUCGAGCUGACCUUCAGGUAAGCAUCAAGAUCGUGCUUUACAGGCAAACCUCGGGGCCAAGUUUCUUUUAUGGCUUCACAUGCUAUUAUGAAAGUGUCUGCUACUUUGGCCUGUUCAUUUUCCAAUUGAUCGAGGACAUGAAGAGCAUCCAGCCAGUGAUCGUGUGGUCAGCUAACCAUGGUAAACCCAUGAAGCACGCCGCCCGGCUGCAACUCACUGAGGAGGGCGAUUUAGUCUUACUGGGCGACGAUGGCAACAAGAUUUGGUCCACGGAUACUAAGCGUAAGUCAGCCGUGGGGUUAAACUUGACUGAAGCUGGAAACGUCGUGCUCUAUGAUAGAAGCAACGCUGUCAUUUGGCAGUCUUUCGAUCACCCUGCAGAUUGUUUACUUCCUGGACAGGCACUACGUCCCGGAAUGAAACUAACGUCGCCAGUGCCAGAUGGGAGGGCACUGAUCUACACGUUCACCGUUGAGGAUCACGUAGGCUUUGUUGCAUCCGUAACAACAACCAGUUCUUCCCAAACUUACUACAGAACGAGUGAUGUAAGCAAAAUGACAAGCAACAUCGGACAGGUUGCAGCACUUUACGGAAAUAAAAGCUUCGGUGAGUUUGAUCUUCCUGCCACAUCAUUGGCUCAGUUUAUCAUGCUGGAGUCUGAUGGGCAUCUGAGACAUUACGUUCACGAUGGGAACUAUAGCUGGAACAAGGAGGAUCUUCUUAAGGAUAGGAUCAAUGAUUGCGGUUAUCCACAGGUCUGUGGGAGUUAUGGCAUUUGUUCAGAUACGUCUAUAGGCCCUCAAUGUGAUUGUCCAAGUGAGACAGGAUAUUUCAAGCAAAUUGAAGAGCGUCAACCGGCCAAGGGUUGCAAUGCUAGCAUGUCUAUCUCUUGCGAUUCUCCGAAUCACACUUUUGCAGCAAUUAGUAAUAUCUACUACUUUGCUUUUUCUGAUGUUAUUCGUGCCGAUAUCUCAAACACAACUGUAGAGACUUGCAAGGAAGCUUGUUUGAGUAAAGGGUGCUCAUGCACAAUGGCACUAUUUCACAAUGAAACUGCUUUCUUUGGUGGAGACUGCUAUUUGUUAUCAGAUUCAUUUUCGUUGAUGGAUAACACUAACAUGGGCCAUACUCCUAAUGCCUUAGCAUUGAUUAAAGUCGACAAUGCUUCAGGACAUCCAAUAUCAUCAUCGACAAGAAGGGGAAGGGCACGGACUAUGAUCAUAAUAGGGACUACUGUUGGAGUCGUCUUGAUGUGUUUAGUUAGCAUUUAUUGCAUUUUUGUCCGAUGUAAGGUCAAAGCAGAUGAUGUCGAGGAUGAUGAUCCAGACUUACAGAGGCUGCAUCUAACUCGAUUCCCUUAUGAGGACUUGAAGGCCAUGACAGGAGAUUUCAACAACAAGCUUGGGGAAGGAGGAUUUGGCUCGGUGUUUCUAGGAACUUUACCCAGCGGCGUUAGGAUUGCAGUCAAGCGCCUUGAUGGUUUUGGUCAAAUAAAAAGGUCAUUCUUGGCCGAGGCCGGAACCAUUGGCACUAUCCAUCAUGUCAAUCUCGUAAGACUACUUGGAUUUUGUGCUGAAAAAUCACAUAGGCUUUUAGUCUAUGAGUACAUGUGCAAUGGUUCUCUUGAUAAGUGGAUCUUCCAUAAAGAUCAAGAGUUUGAUAUCCGUUGGCAAGUGAGGAGAAAGAUUAUCCUCCACAUUGCCAAAGGACUAGCCUAUCUCCAUGAGGAAUGCCACCAAAAAAUAAUGCACUUAGACAUCAAACCCCAAAAUAUACUACUGGAUGAAUGUUUCAAUGCGAAGCUAGCUGAUUUUGGGCUGUCCAAGCUAAUUGAUAAGGACCAAAGCCAAGUCAUGACUACCAUGCGUGGAACACCAGGUUACCUUGCUCCAGAGUGGUUAAGCUCUGUUAUCACGGAAAAGGUCGAUGUGUACAGUUUUGGCAUUGUUAUGUUAGAAAUCCUAUGUGGGAGGAAAAAUGUGGACCGCUCUUUGCCGAGUGAUGAAGUGCAUAUGUUGACCCUUUUCAAGUGCAAAGCAGAACAAGAACAACUACUGGACAUGGUUGAUAAAUACAGUAGUGACAUGCAACUACAUGGCCAAGAAGCUGUCAAGAUGAUGAAAAUCGCAGCAUGGUGUUUGCAAGAUGAUUAUAGUAUGAGGCCUUCCAUGUCUGCAGUAGUUAAAUGCUUGGAGGGCUUGGUUAGUGUAGCUAGUUCAAGUUAUAGCUUCUCAGUUCCUUUCGUUCACGGCAAGCAAAUUGUUGAUGAAGUUACUGAGCUAUCAGCCUUGCAAUUAUCAGGUCCUCGGUGAAGAAAACUACUUUCCUGGAUAAGCUCUGACGCUUCGAUGGAGUAACUCCUAAUAGUGCUGAGCUUCUCAGUUCGUCCAGAUUACAGUGAUCACGUUGUGAUCAAUUUACCGAGCUAGCUAGCCUUGCAAUGACCAGGUCCCAUAGGAGCUGACGUAAUCUCAAAGGACAAGAGGAUGAUGAACAUGGUCAAAGGCAGCAUUUAAAUGGGGUAUUCAAGUGAAACUUUUUCUUUUUCUGCUUUACAUGCAUCGGUUUGUUGUUCUCGAGCAAAAUGGUUAUGUCUUGGUUUCUUGGGCUUGCCUUUUUAAUCACAGCAAGGCCCAAAUUGCUUCUGAUACGAAGACGGGCAACUUGGAAUACUAACAAGAAACUGCUAAACCGCACAUCUUCAUAUAAUCAGAUGGACUUCCAAUGGGGCGGCCGUUUUUGCCUUUUUUUCCAAGAUGUUAAGCAUGUAGAGGGUCACUAAGAGACUGCUAAGCGGCACAUCUUCAUAUCGUGAGAUGAACUUUCAAUGGGAUGGCCGUUGUCCCUUAUUUUCCAAGAUUUUAAGCAUGUAACUGUAAGCUAGAAUAUUUCGAACAUUCUGCUUUCGCAUUUCUGCCAUAUUCUUCUACUCUCCCUUCUCAUUUGGCCCAUUGUAGGAUUUUUAUUGCUGUAACGCGUGAACACAUUAGGAGUCAUUCAUAGUGGAAGCCAUUUCUUUGUUUGAGCA